AUGGCCAACCACAAGGGUUUGAUUAUUGAUGUGGAUCUGAGAAGUCAUGAAAACAACUUGGCUCACCACACCAGGGAGAUUGAUUUGGAGCGCCUGAUUGUCCGCAGGGGUCAACCUUUCACCAUAAGUUUGCAGUGCUCUGACUCUCUGUCACCUAAACACCACCUGGAACUGGUCCUGCACCUCGGUAAGAGAGACGAGGUGGUGAUCAGGGUCCAGAAGGAGCGUGGAGCUGGAGACAAGUGGUGGUUUAACCAGCAGGGAGCGCAGGAUGAAAUGCUGCUGACUCUGCACAGUCCAGCGAAUGCUGUCAUUGGCCAAUACCAACUGGCUGUGUUGAUGAUGUCACCAGAUGGACGCAUUGUAGAGAUGGCAGAUAAAAUGACAUUCCACCUCCUUUUUAACCCGUGGUGUAAAGAUGAUGUGGUGUACCUCCCUGAUGAGACCCUCCUCCAAGAGUAUGUAAUGAAUGAAGAUGGAGUAAUUUACAUGGGGACCUGGGAUUACAUCAAUAGUAUUCCCUGGAACUAUGGACAGUUUGAGGACCACGUGAUGGACAUCUGUUUUGAAGUCUUGGACAACUCAAAGGGUGCCCUGAAAAACUCGGAGCUGGACACUGAGAACAGAUCUGAUCCUGUCUAUGUCAGCAGGAUGAUCACUGCGAUGGUGAACUCUAACGGUGACAGGGGUGUGUUGACCGGUCGCUGGGACGAGCCGUACUCUGGCGGAGUUGCACCGUAUCGGUGGACCGGCAGCGUGCCCAUCCUCCGGCAGUGGAGCAACACCAGGAUGAGGCCAGUUAAAUAUGGCCAGUGCUGGGUGUUUGCUGGUGUCGCCUGCACAGUGCUGCGCUGUCUGGGAAUCCCAACACGCCUCAUCACCAACUUCUCUUCAGCGCAUGACGUUGAUGGAAACCUCUCUGUAGACUUCCUGCUGAAUGAAAGACUGGAGAGCUUUGACAGGAGAGACAGAAAAGACAGCAGCUGGAACUUCCACUGUUGGGUUGAGUCGUGGAUGAGGAGAGAUGAUCUGCUCAAAGGAAAUGACGGCUGGCAGGUUUUGGACCCCACCCCUCAAGAACUGAGUGAUGGUGAGUUUUGCUGUGGUCCGUGUCCAGUGACAGCCAUCAAGGAGGGAAAUCUGGCAGUAAAGUACGAUGCUCCAUUUGUAUUCGCCGAGGUGAACGCUGACAUCGUCUACUGGAUCAUCCAACAAGAUGGACAAAGGCAGAAGAUCAGAGAGGACCAGGGGAGUGUGGGCAGGAACAUCAGCACCAAAAGUGUUUACGGUGACUACAGAGAAGAUGUCACUCUACACUACAAAUAUCCUGAAGGCUCCAAGAAGGAGAGGGAAGUGUACGAGAAGGCGGGACGCCGGGUCACAGAGCCGACCAGUGGGAGGCCAGAACCAGGACAACUGCAGCUGUCAAUCAAGCAUGCAAAGCCUGUGUUUGGGACAGACUUUGAUGUGAUUGUGGAGGUGAAGAAUGAAGGAGGCACAGACGUUCAUGCUCAGCUGACAAUGCUGGCCAUGGCUGUAACUUACAAUUCUCUCCACCGGGGGGAGUGCCAGAGACAAACAAUCAGUGUGACUGUUCCAGCUCACAAAGCCCACAAGGAAGCUCUGCGUCUGCACUAUGACGACUAUGUCAGGUGUGUUUCUGAGCAUCACCUGAUCCGGGUGAAAGCGCUCGUAGAGGCUCCGGGCGAGAACGAACCCAUCAUGACAAUGGCCAACAUCCCACUGAGCACGCCUGAACUCCUCGUACAGGUGCCGGGGAAAGCUGUUGUAUGGGAACAAGUGACUGCCUAUAUCUCCUUCACCAAUCCUCUUCCAGUUCCUCUGAAGGGUGGUGUUUUCACUGUGGAGGGGGGCGGCCUAUUGUCGGCCACUGAGAUCCACGUUGACGGCAAUAUAGCUCCAGGCCAGAACGUGGCCGUCAAGCUCUCAUUCUCACCCAUGCGGACCGGGGUGAGGAAGCUCUUGGUGGACUUUGACUCUGACAGACUGAAGGAUGUGAAGGGAGUAGCCACUGUGGUUGUCCGCAAGAAAUAA
Molecule: messenger RNA, 2055 nt
Organism: Chelmon rostratus (copperband butterflyfish)
Lineage: Eukaryota; Metazoa; Chordata; Actinopteri; Chaetodontiformes; Chaetodontidae
Gene: tgm2l
Product: transglutaminase 2, like
Exons: 15
Coding region: 1-2055 (684 amino acids)
Biological process (GO): peptide cross-linking
Molecular function (GO): protein-glutamine gamma-glutamyltransferase activity
Source: RefSeq, a predicted model, not a curated record